AUGAUGCAACGAAGAACUCCCUCAUCCAAUACAACAACGACUACAACUGCUUCUAAACCCCUCUCACAGAGAUCAUCUUCUACAACCCGAAUCACAUCUGGAGGAGGCCUUUCUUCAAGACAACCCUCAUCAACGCCGAGUAGUCAGAACACUCCGCUCAAUACAAGAGGAACAAGGCUAACUUCAGCCUCAUCAUCAACGAGUAGUGGCAGCACAACAGCAAGGAGAGCUAAUUCAACCAAUGCAAGAGGAACUACGACAACGAAAUCAUCAGGAAGCAAUGCAACGAAUGGUAUUCCAAUGGAGUCAAAACCUAAAAAACUCUCCCAAGAACGAUAUGAUAAACAUAAAACAGCAAAUCCAUUCACUGCCAAGAAUAAAUUCAAAACAACUUUCGGAGGAGUUUACGAAGCUGGUGGAAUACCUUGUAGAAUACAUCACACUGCUGCACAUAUGCAUUUGAGCUGGGAAAAACCACUUCCUGACAUACCUUAUGAUCCUCUCAUUCUCACUGUGUCUGAUGGUUUGAGAGAAACUGAUCACCCUUAUAUUUUCAUUGUACAAAAGGCAUUUGAAGAGAUGUGUAAAGCUGAGGAAGCUGCAGAAAAGAUUAUUCCACUAUUGAGACAAAUAACAUCCUUCAUCAGAAUGGCACUGCAGAGUAAGGAGAAUGUGAUAUUUGAAAAUGCAUUGUCUGCUGUUCAACAUUUGACUGCCUGUGUUGGAGAUGCCAUCAUUCCACACUUACCUCUUGUGCUUGUACAGAUCAGUAAGAAGACAUUUGAUAAGAAAUAUGCAAAUAAGAUCAUGGAUAUACUGCAAAAUAUUGAGCAAUCAUGCGAAAACUCUGCAGAAGUUGUCAAAUUAAUUAAGGCAAAAGUGCCAACCUAUGUAAAUAUUCGCUAG
Naegleria gruberi is the source of this 906-nucleotide messenger RNA. RefSeq lists its product as uncharacterized. Bases 1 to 906 code for a protein of 301 amino acids. The transcript has a single exon. The record is from RefSeq and is a predicted model, not a curated record. NCBI's taxonomy places the organism in Eukaryota, Heterolobosea, Eutetramitea, Acrasida, Naegleriidae.